Messenger RNA from Tachyglossus aculeatus (Australian echidna), 860 nucleotides. RefSeq names its product formin-like protein 18. The transcript has 5 exons. The record is from RefSeq and is a predicted model, not a curated record. The coding region runs from base 1 to 669 and encodes 222 amino acids. Lineage: Eukaryota; Metazoa; Chordata; Mammalia; Monotremata; Tachyglossidae.
AUGCAGACCGCGCCCCGGGCGGCCGCGGAGAGGAGCCCGCUCGGCCCCCGGGGGCACCGCGGGGGGCACCGCGGCGGGCACCGGGACGGCGAGGGCUUCGUGGGCGGCGGCGGCGGCGGCGGCGGCGGCGGCGAGCCCUCACUGCCCCCCGCGAGGCUGCCGAUCCCCCGUCCUCCUCGCUCGCGGCCGGUGCUUCCUGCCGAGGGCGAGGGCCAGGGGACACCACCGGGACUGGGCCCCAUCCCGCUCUCCGGACAUUUGGGCGGAGGAGCCGCGUCCGCCCCUCCGAUUGGUCAAGGAGCCAGCGCGGCCCCGCCCCCUCGGCCUCCGGGUGGCGCUGUCACUCCGCGGGCGGGGCGUCGAGCGCGCUAUUGUCAUGGCGACGGGAUGCGGGCGACGGCGGCGCGAGGCGCGGAGCCCGGCGAGCAUCCUCCGCGGGCCAGCGCCCCCGCCCUCCUUUCCUCCGACCGGCCGGCGGGAUGGAAGCCCCCCGCGACGGCCCGCCAGGGCGAGAUUCUGCAAUCCAUGAUGGCUCUUCUCGGCCAGUUACCGGAGGGGAUCGAGGAUAAAAUGAUUCCAAAGAUGGAGGUUGGACAGCUGCUUAGUGGGCAGCUUUCUCUCUCUGGACUACUGCGGUGUGGAAGGCCAGAGCUGUUUCCUAAUAUCUAAGGAUAUCUGUGUUCAUGGAUUGUUUUCUUUUCAAGAACCUGAUUUGGGAGAAAAGAACCACUGAAAUUUUUUGGUAUUGUCAUAAGAAUCGGUUCAGUUUGUGUCAGUACGGAAAACCUCUGUCUCAUUAUGCUGUGUUGCCAUGGUGAAUAUGCAUGUUAAAUUAAAAACAGAAUAAAACUCUUUCAUAA